Molecule: messenger RNA, 1707 nt
Organism: Drosophila persimilis
Lineage: Eukaryota; Metazoa; Arthropoda; Insecta; Diptera; Drosophilidae
Gene: spz5
Product: protein spaetzle 5
Exons: 6
Coding region: 124-1314 (396 amino acids)
Biological process (GO): innate immune response; central nervous system formation; regulation of Toll signaling pathway
Cellular component (GO): extracellular region
Molecular function (GO): Toll binding; growth factor activity
Source: RefSeq, a predicted model, not a curated record
UGUGGCACGGCGUGGUGUGAAGAGCACAGCGCACAGGUGUGACGGAUUGACAUCACGCCCUGCCAGCGGCCGAAGACUCGACGACUCGAAUGCAAAUGCAAAUCGACGACGAAUGAAUCGACAAUGACAAAGAGUAUUAAAUGUCUGCGCACUUCUAGUUGUAAUCGAAUUCUCCUUGCCUAUGUGAUAUUAGCUUGUACUGCAGCAGCCCACAGCUCGCCACCGCCAUGCGGUUUGUAUGGAGCGCCGCCUUGCCAAUUUCUACCGGCACCGCCCGGACAGACGCCCUCCUGUGCCCGGCCCGGGAAGACGUAUUGCGAGCAUGCAGAUAAUUAUCCCACCUAUCUCAUCAAGAGUCUCGUCCGCAAAUGGGGCUACGAGGCCGGCACUCUGCUGGUGGACGAGACCUGGGAGGAUUUCGCUGCCGUGGCGUGGCACGAGACGCCCGUCUUUUACGAUCCCAAGUCCAUCUUUCCGUCGCGCGAUCCCAAUGGCCAGGACUUCAAUGGCUACAGCUAUCAGACGCCCUUCGGUGGCAGCAGUUCGCAAAGGGUCAACGGGGGCAAUUCCCUCUUCGCCAGCAGUCCCUCAACGGAGGCGCCCACAUAUCUGCUGUACACCUCUUCAGGCGGCGGCCAUCGUGCCGGACAGCGCUACAAUCAUCAUCAGGGCGCGACAGGAGGAUCUGCGGGUCAGCUGUUCUUCAAUCAGGCAGGCAAGACCACGCCAUACAAUGCCACACUCUGGCUGAAGCGCUUGGUGAGGGAUCUGAGCCGCAAGCAGAAAGAAGAAGCACCUCCUGAGGAGGAGAAGCAGCCGGAGAAGGAAGAGGAACUGCUGGAGAAGGAGGAGGAGCAGCAGCCGAAGGAGGGGGAGGAGCAGCAGCAGGAGGAGGAGGAGGAGCACCAGCAAAUCAAGCGCGAUGUCUCCCUCAACAUGGAUCUCUUAGAUAUUGUGGGUGUGGCCGGUAAUCCCUCAAAGAAACGCACUCGCACCAAGCGUCAAAGUCCCGGCCGCUCCACCCUCUGCCAGACCACCUCCCAGUUCAUAACCCCCCAGGCGGCCCUCAAUAGCCGCGGCAAUUGGAUGUUCGUGGUCAACGAGCAGAACACCGCCCGCCAGAUGGUCAAAGCGGAGCUGUGCGCCUCGAACACCUGCUCGAACCUGUGCGAGCUGCCCAACGGCUACAACUCGAGAUGCGAGCAGAAGUUUGUGCAAAAACGUUUAAUUGCGCUCCAGGGCAACGGACAGAAUCUGUACACGGACACGUUCUGGUUUCCCAGUUGCUGUGUCUGCACGAUAGCUGCCAAUUAAACCAGGACGAGGACCAGUACGAGGACCAGGACCAGGACGAGGACCAGGACAGAGUCGGGUGGCUGGACAGGAGGCAGAGCAAUCCCGUGACGCACAUCGUUCCACCGUCACUUUUUGCGUGGAAAUACGAUUUGAGAAUAAUUAUUGCAAAAUUCAUAAUUGAUAUCUAAAUGUUAUACACACUCUCAUAGAUACACUCACACACGCACACACAUACACACACACACACACACACACAAACACAAACGAAUAGUAGUAGCUUUUAGAAAUUAUAAUUUAAAAUGGAAAAACCUCGAGAGAGAGAAAGAGAGUUGGGCUCGAUUUGAAUUAUUCUAUUCGAAUAAGUCUUACCCUGUGACGACCCAUCAUCUAUCGGAUAUUAAAUAUAAUAAU